Molecule: messenger RNA, 1566 nt
Organism: Rotaria socialis
Lineage: Eukaryota; Metazoa; Rotifera; Eurotatoria; Philodinida; Philodinidae
Source: the annotation of a GenBank genome assembly
AUGAUGCGCAAUCAAGUUUUCUUCUUUUAUCUUCUAUUACCUUUAUUAAUUGAUGGUAAGCAAGAUUUGGAUAGAAUCGAGGAAGAAACACGUUUAAUACGUGCACUUUUAAAAGAAAGAGAUUAUCUAAAAAAAGUUCGCCCAUCACAAAAAGUCAUCGUUGACUUUCGUCUUGUUUUCAACCAAAUUAUAUCCAUGGUGGAAAAGGAACAGAUUAUUGUUACCAAUUGUUUUGUCGAUCAAAAAUGGACAGAUCUUCGGCUUAUGUGGAAUCCAUUGGAAUUUAAUAAUAUUACUUGGAUUCGAAUGCCAGCUGUAUAUGUCUGGUAUCCAGAUACAUUUUUAUACAAUACAGCUGAUAAUGCUGGCUUUCUCCUUCCACACGAUUCACAGAAUGUGAUUGUAAGUCACAAUGGUACCAUAUUUUGGCCAUUGCCGUUGGCACAAUUACGUACUCGAUGCCGAAUGACUAUUAGACACUUUCCUUUCGAUGAGCAAACCUGUGAUAUGAUAUUUGGUUCGUGGAGCCAUACAAGUUCGUUAAUACAUUAUCGAUUUUGGGAAAAGAAACCUGAACUGCCACAAUAUUCACCCAAUAAUGAAUGGAAAUUAUUAGCAGUUGCACAAUCAAUAAAAACAGUUGAAUAUCCGAAUUGGGUCGAACCAGAUACAUUUUUUGAAAUUAAUUUUACAAUUCUAAUUGUACGAAAACCUUUACAAGCAAUUUACAAUACUGUUGUGCCGGCAUUGAUGCUAACGACAUUAACGCUUGUGUCAUUUUUUAUUCCCUUCGCACAAGAAAUGCAAAUAGGCAUUAGUAUUAUGUUAGCUUAUUCCGUAUUUAGUUUACGUUUAUCCGAAGAUGUCCCAUCGCAAAGUGACAGUGUCCAUUUAAUAAGCUUAUAUUUAACUAUUUGCAUGUUCUUCUCAUUGUCGGCAAUGACUUGGUUUGCUGUAGCAAAUAAAUUACGCGAAAAGAAACGUUUACCAUAUUGGCUUCGUUGGUUAGCUCUUGAUUACAUGUGUUGGAUGGUAUGUGCAACAAGUAUGCAUAGAAAAGCAACACACAAUGCAAAACAACCAUCGAAGACUUCAGCAGCACCGCCAUCGAUCCCCGUUAUAAUUCCGUUACGACCAAUAGUGACAGCGAAUUCAAUGGAAAACUGUAAUCAUUCUUAUUCACAACGAAUGUUUUUACCCAUCGCCGCUUCAGAUAAUUCUUUACUUCGUCCAUCAACACCCUCGGUAUGGAUUCGGCGAACACUAUCGAACACUGAAAUAACAACAUCGAACGGACCCGAAAAUAGACAAAUGAAAUAUUCAUUUAGAGAAGGACCUCAAUUAAAAAAUUCUACAUCAUCGAAAAAUCAGGAAAGUCUCUAUGCUGUACAUAUUAUUAAUCGUUUCGUUUUCUUAAUAUUUCUGUUCAUUGUUAUCAUAAUUAAUAUCUACACAUGGUUUUUCUAUUCACGAACUGUUCAAACAAAAUUAUUCGAUAAUCAAACUAUAUGGACUUGUUUUGAUGAAGAUCGUCUUGAAGUUGUCAAUUGUAAUGAAGCAUUGUAA